Messenger RNA from Homo sapiens (human), 3002 nucleotides. RefSeq names its product DNA fragmentation factor subunit beta (gene DFFB). Gene Ontology annotation, cellular component: cytoplasm; nucleus. Gene Ontology annotation, biological process: apoptotic DNA fragmentation; apoptotic process. The transcript is spliced from 7 exons. Gene Ontology annotation, molecular function: hydrolase activity; DNA binding; DNA endonuclease activity. Lineage: Eukaryota; Metazoa; Chordata; Mammalia; Primates; Hominidae. The record is from RefSeq and is marked reviewed. Bases 445 to 1314 code for a protein of 289 amino acids.
ACCCGGCCUGUGCCAGCUUGCAGAGCUCACCAGGUGCAGACCCCUGCGGCCAGGGCGAGGACGGAUCUGAGCAGCUGGGCAGCAGGUGCCACCGCCUGUGGGACCCAGAGGGCUUGAGGACAUCUGCAAUGCUCCAGAAGCCCAAGAGCGUGAAGCUGCGGGCCCUGCGCAGCCCGAGGAAGUUCGGCGUGGCUGGCCGGAGCUGCCAGGAGGUGCUGCGCAAGGGCUGUCUCCGCUUCCAGCUCCCUGAGCGCGGUUCCCGGCUGUGCCUGUACGAGGAUGGCACGGAGCUGACGGAAGAUUACUUCCCCAGUGUUCCCGACAACGCCGAGCUGGUGCUGCUCACCUUGGGCCAGGCCUGGCAGGGCUCUGUUGGUGUCAGGGCAAGGACAAAGACCCGGGACACCUCAAGUCUGAGUCCUGGUGAUUGCCAGGCCCUGGGGAAUGGGGGAAGAUGUGGUCAGAGGCUCUUCUUGUGACCGGGGCAGGAUGUGUCUUCUGCUGGACCGGCACCUUUUGUUUGUCCCAUUGGUGGCAGAUGUGAGCGACAUCAGGCGCUUCCUCAGUGCAUUUCACGAGCCACAGGUGGGGCUCAUCCAGGCCGCCCAGCAGCUGCUGUGUGAUGAGCAGGCCCCACAGAGGCAGAGGCUGCUGGCUGACCUCCUGCACAACGUCAGCCAGAACAUCGCGGCCGAGACCCGGGCUGAGGACCCGCCGUGGUUUGAAGGCUUGGAGUCCCGAUUUCAGAGCAAGUCUGGCUAUCUGAGAUACAGCUGUGAGAGCCGGAUCCGGAGUUACCUGAGGGAGGUGAGCUCCUACCCCUCCACGGUGGGUGCGGAGGCUCAGGAGGAAUUCCUGCGGGUCCUCGGCUCCAUGUGCCAGAGGCUCCGGUCCAUGCAGUACAAUGGCAGCUACUUCGACAGAGGAGCCAAGGGCGGCAGCCGCCUCUGCACACCGGAAGGCUGGUUCUCCUGCCAGGGUCCCUUUGACAUGGACAGCUGCUUAUCAAGACACUCCAUCAACCCCUACAGUAACAGGGAGAGCAGGAUCCUCUUCAGCACCUGGAACCUGGAUCACAUAAUAGAAAAGAAACGCACCAUCAUUCCUACACUGGUGGAAGCAAUUAAGGAACAAGAUGGAAGAGAAGUGGACUGGGAGUAUUUUUAUGGCCUGCUUUUUACCUCAGAGAACCUAAAACUAGUGCACAUUGUCUGCCAUAAGAAAACCACCCACAAGCUCAACUGUGACCCAAGCAGAAUCUACAAACCCCAGACAAGGUUGAAGCGGAAGCAGCCUGUGCGGAAACGCCAGUGACACGUACACACCACGUCCUGGUCUUUGUUUGAGGCCUGACGUGGGCAUCAUUUUAACAGGUGCCUUUUUUGUUUUUUUGUUUUUCGUUUUUUUGGUCACUCCAGUAGCUCCUGGAAAAAACCUUAAAAAAUGUUUCCUCCAAAUCUGAUUUCAUUACAUUUCUGAAUUGUUGGGGUUUUUUUUGUUGUUUUGUUUUGUUUUGUAGAUGGAGUUUCACUUUUGUUGCCCAGGCUGGAGUGUAGUGGCGCGAUCUCGGCUCAGCCUCCCGAGUAGCUGGGAUUACAGGCAUGUGCCACCACGCCCGGCUAAUGUUUGUAUUUUUAGUAGAGACGGGGUUUCACCAUGUUGGUCAGGCUGGUCUCAAACUCCUGACCUCAGGUGAUCCGCCCACCUCAGCCUCCCAAAGUGCUGGGAUGACAGGUGUGAGCCACUGCGCCCAGCCUGAAUCAUUUCUUAUACCUUCUGACAGCCCAACUUCCAGAGGACAGCUCUGGGGUACUCGUUGGAUGUCUGUGAGUACCUGGUCAUACGGGUCAGUAGGGAUAAGAAUUGUCUCUGGGCUGAGGAAUUCUUCUGUUCUCUGGUUUCACCAGCGUUGGGUUUGCUCAUGUAAUGUGGUCACCAUACUCAAAUGGUGUCAUGGCUGAAGUUGGCCACCUUGCUUGAGGGACAAGUUGUUUAUGUAUCAGCUCUCUGCUGGGUCUCCCUUUCCAUGGCAAAUGGGCAGCUCCAUCCUCUUGACUCUUCUAAAUGCCCAAAAGAGGUGUCAUGCUUUGGGGGUACGAUGUUUAUACUCCGUAAAGAACAUACAAGGACAUUCACUGCUGAUUUUUUUUUUUGUUUGUUUGAGACAGGGUCUCACUCUGUCGCUCAGGCUGGAGUGCAGUGAUGCAAUCUUGGCUCACUGCAACCUCCGCCUCUCAGGUUCAAGUGGUUCUCCUUCCUCAGCCUCCCAAGUAGCUGGGAUUACAGGCACCUACCACCAGGGCCAGCUAAUUUUUGUAUGUUUAGUAGAAACGGGGUUUCACCAUGUUGGCCAGGCUGUUCUCGAACUCCUGACCUCAGGUGAUCUGCCCGCCUCGGUCUCCCAAAGUGCUGGGAUUACAGGCAUGAGCCACUGCACCUGACCUGCUGAAUUGUUUAUAAUGGCAAGAAAUAGGAAACCCCCCAAUGUCUGUUGAACAGCUAUCACGUUGAACCACGUGAAACUGCUGUUUUCUAGGCCAAAAAUGGUGAGCGAUCAUUUAUUUCAUGAUUCAACCUGAUACAUUUACAUAGUGCAAAACUGUGUCACAGUUUCAGGCUUUUAUGAGGAAAGCGUUUCUGUGUAGAAACUGGAAGCUGUUCAGGGCAUCGGCAGCUGAACCCUGCUCCGUUGGUCAGCGUUACUAUCAUCUCGGAUCAUAUGGAGCUCAUGUCAGCCGUGUGGGUGGCGGGUGCACAGAGACGGUCUGGAAGGAAACACGCGGAUCUGAACAGCAGUAAUCCUGGGGGAUACGGGGGUUGGGCUAGAUUACAGAGGGCUCAUUUUCUACGUCAUGUAUUUUAUGAUACUUGAAUUUUUUGAAAUGGGCAUUUAUUUUAUAACAUGUUAAAAUGUACUUUUUAAAUUAAGUCAUUUUGUAAUAUUUGAAUUUUUACAUUUGUUGUACAAUCAGGAAAAGCAAUAAAGAUUUUUCAAAAAUAGA